AGUUGCAGGCGUUUUUUGUUUCUGUUUGCUUUGCCUUCCUCAAACGGAUCGAAUGAGUCGAGUGUGUAUCGUUGUUUUGGAGGAGGUGGAAGAUGAGUCUCCCACGUUUCUCUCCGAAUCUCCCCAGGAGAAUGUACCUUUCCGUCCCCCGGCCCCUGGAAACGUGCUGCCACCUUUGGUUCAAGCUAUAUUUAACGGAGAUCCCGAUGAAGUUCGAGCACUAAUAUUUAAGAAAGAAGAUGUCAAUUUUCAGGAUAAUGAGAAAAGGACCCCUUUACAUGCUGCUGCCUAUCUGGGAGAUGCAGAAAUUAUUGAACUACUUAUUUUAUCUGGAGCUAGAGUUAAUGCCAAAGACAGCAAAUGGUUGACUCCUUUACACAGAGCUGUGGCAUCCUGUAGUGAGGUAU
Tinamus guttatus (white-throated tinamou) is the source of this 407-nucleotide messenger RNA. The record is from RefSeq and is a predicted model, not a curated record. NCBI's taxonomy places the organism in Eukaryota, Metazoa, Chordata, Aves, Tinamiformes, Tinamidae.